AUGUCUUCGCACAAGUCAGAUGUUAGGGCUAUUGUUUGGGCCCAGCUAAUCAAGGUCGCCCGUCCGGACUCGAGAUUCCAUUUCAACUUCGCGGAGUUCAUUGCAGACUUCGAGAGUUCUUCUGAGGCCACUUUCAGAUUCAAAAGAGAGCCCUCAUACAUUGAAUCUGAGGUGCUUUUUAUCACUCCGGACAACUGUCUUGAAGAGCUCAGAUAUGAGGCCCUUAAAGACGGCAAGAUUGUGCUCAUGACAACAUACGGCAUCUAUAGAGGUUUUUGGAUGCUAGACCCAAGUGAAAUCGAUCCGCAAAGAUACGAGUAUGCUUCGACUUUGGAUGGUAUGGAGAAGGUGGGCAAACAUGUGACAUUGAAACGACUGAUGGAGAUGAAUAUUCAUGUAGAUGUGAUGAUCACGGGAACUGGUGCGAUUAACAAGAAAGGUAUAAGGUUUGGCAAAGGACACGGAUUUUUUGAUUGUGAAUGGGCGAUGUUGUAUACCAUUGGUUGCAUUAACAAAUCUACCCCUGCAGUUGCGUUUGUGCAUGAUUGUCAGCUUUUAGAACAGGAGCUUCAGCCUGAGAUAUUUGACACUGUCUGCGACAUUGUUGUCACGAACACGCAAACCAUAAAGACGGAUAGUGUUCCCAAGCCAUAUUGCGGAAUACUAUGGGAUUUACUAGACCCACAGAUCAAACCUAUCAAAAAGCUUGCAUACUAUCCUACUAUUGUGAUAGAUGACAAGUACAGAGAUCUUGCCGACAAGAUUGGCGUUUCCUUCAAUGGAAGAAUUACAAAUAAUAAACCCCUGAGCUCCCUGAAAGGAAUCGAAUUAAAGGGUGUAAUUGAGCUUCUACAAUUUUUCAUUGAAACAGACCACUCAGCGACAUUUGAAACACAAAGACAUAUUGUAAAAUACAUUGGCCUGUCCACUUUACGGUUUGAUUCACACGUCCAGCAGGGGCGACUAUUGAACUUACUUCAAAAUCUCUUUGUUUCUACGGCUACAACGAAAAAUGCAAACUUUCAUUAUACUAUGCUGAUCAACACUUAUUUCCAUCUUGUAAAACACUACAAAGCAAAGCUCAACCUGCGCAUUUACAGCUUGAUGGACCUAAUCCAAGAUAUAAUAAUGGCUGCCCGUGGAUUCAACCUGGUCAACGACAAAUCCAGAUAUGCAGAACUUAUAUCAGACUACAGAUUCAAACCAAGUUUAAGAGUGGACGAAGCCAUUGAGCUUUCAAAGCAGCAAUUACAACUUCUCCUCUACUAUCUGAUGAAGCUUCUGAAUACAGUGAUACAAUUGCUAGACAAUUUUACAAAACGAAAACUAAAACCUAGGUUCGCUCCGAGAAGGCAAAAACUACAAGCAUUCCUGAUCUUAAACAGAAACAUCGAACUGCUCCAGCUACUCAAACAAUGCAGACUAUAA
Ogataea angusta is the source of this 1428-nucleotide messenger RNA. RefSeq lists its product as uncharacterized. The record is from RefSeq and is a predicted model, not a curated record. Lineage: Eukaryota; Fungi; Ascomycota; Pichiomycetes; Pichiales; Pichiaceae. Gene Ontology annotation, cellular component: cytoplasm. Bases 1 to 1428 code for a protein of 475 amino acids. The transcript is spliced from 2 exons.